Messenger RNA from Trifolium pratense (red clover), 1914 nucleotides. RefSeq names its product protein FANTASTIC FOUR 3. Lineage: Eukaryota; Viridiplantae; Streptophyta; Magnoliopsida; Fabales; Fabaceae. The coding region runs from base 519 to 1535 and encodes 338 amino acids. The transcript has a single exon. The record is from RefSeq and is a predicted model, not a curated record.
CCUCCUUUUAUAUACAUCAUUGAUUGAUAUCCACAAAAUGACAUGUCUACAAUCCCAAAUAUCUGUACACUUGAUAUUGUAAGGAAAAGAAGACUAAUUGCACACACAAAAUUAUUGUCCUUUGACAUUAGGUCAGACACACAAAAAAAUUAAAAAAAUACCAACAACAACACUUAGACCAUUACUCCUUGCUUCCUCGUUUUCCUUAUUUUGAAAUUUUUUUUAUUAUCCAUUCUCUUUUGUAUUAAGAAAUGUUCAAUUUCAAGUGGCGCAAAAAAGCUCCUUUUUCCUACCUCAUGUCCUAAGCACUUUUUGGGACUAUAAAUUCACCUUCCACUCCCUUCACUUCUUCCACACACCAUUCCCAUUCCCAUUCCUUCUUUCAUUCUCUUUCUCUUCAUUCCUAAAACCACUUGCUUCCAAUCCAAAAAAAAAAAAAAAAAACUAGAACACUCUUUUGUCUUUCACCUUAAUUUGAAUAUUGAAACAUCCUAGUACUUAAGACACAAACAUCAAUCAUGGCUGCAAUUGUGUACCAUCCUGGAUUACAAACACAUCUUGAAUCUCAACUUGUUGAAUCAAGAACACUAAGGUUAAGAUUACCUUCUCCAAAACAUUCAAUUGAUUUACCCUUCAAAUCAUGUUUUCGUGAUUCAAACAUCAUCAAAACUCAUCAUCAUGAAGAAAACAUUCACAAAACAGAAACUUUUCAAACCAAGCCUAACAAUGGUGGUUGGAAUUUCCUUGAUGCUCUUCAAAACACAUCAAAAAAAGAAACAACACCCACCACAACCUAUGUUCAUCCUCAACAAAAAUGUUCCUCUUUGAUUCUAAGUCCAAAGAGUCUUGAAUUGUGCACAGAGAAUCUUGGUAAUGAGAGUGGUACUGACAUUGUAGAAAAUGACAUGUUGUUGUCUUUAAUGGGAACAAUGGAGGAACAAAAACAACCUUGUCGUCAAGUUUUAGCAGCUACUAAGAAAGUGAAAACUCAUAAUUUUCCACCACCUUUGACAACGAUAAGAGGAUCGGAAUCUCUUCGUGUUAGACCUCACCGUGAAGAUGGAAGGUUAGUGAUUGAAGUUACUAAGGUUCCACCAAGUACUUCUUGCUUUCAAGCUGAUCGAAGCAAUGGCCGCCUUCGCCUCUGUUUUUUGACAAAUGAAACUACAAGUUUGGACCCAGAAGAAGAUCAAGAACAAGAAGAUGUUGAUGAUGAUAUCAUAGAUGAAAAUGAAGAACAACACAAUGAAGAAGAAUUUUUUGAAAAUAAAACGAUUGGUGGAAAAAUACAAGAUUUUGAAGAAGAAACAGAGGAUAAAACAGAGGAAGAAACAGAGAAGAAUAAAACAGAGGAUGAAACAGAGGAAAAAGUAGAAAGUGUUGUUGUUGCAGCAUGUGAGGAGAUGAAAGGUAGUGACGUAAGAAUGGGAAAGUAUGAGAGAGUUAGAAGAUGCAAAGAAAAUGGUGAAAAUGAAAACAAAGAAUUGUUAAAUUGGGGUGAGACUCAUUGCCAUUGGAUGGUUACUACUUCCUAAAACUAUGAUAUUUUAAUUUUAGUUUAUAUUUAUCUAUGUAUAAAUAAAAGAGAAGAUUUAAAUAUAUUUGUCCUUUUUGUGAAUUGAUCUUGUUUUGUUUAAUGAAUUUCCCGUGUGUUUUUUUGUUGUGACAUAAACUAUGGUCCUGUUCUGGUUGGUAGUUAUUAUCGUUACUCUGUUUCAAGGAGAUAUACAGUAUAGCAAGAAAACCGCACGUUUUGAAUGCCCUUAGUUUAGUUGGUUAAGAAUUUUACGAAUAUAUGGAUAAGGGUAGGGUGAUUAACUUUUGUUAAGUAUAGCAAAAAUACAUGAUACUAUAUAUGAGAGUGAAAAUGAUGUAUAGGGGUUGAAAAUGAAUGUGCUAUGAAAAAUGAUUCAU